CGCACCGUUCAGAGGCCCCAUCGACGGUUCGCAGCGCCAGAAAACAGCUGAAGAAGAAGUCAACACAGCCGGGCACACGGCCACAUUCACCCUCAGUAAUGGAGAGCCUGCUGGAUAAUCCAAUGAAAGCCGUUCUCUACCUGAAGGAGCUCACCACCAUCGUGCAGAACCAACAAAGCUUGAUCCAGACGCAGCGCCAACGCAUCGACGAACUCGAGCGAAAGGUGGAAGACCUGAUCGGAGAGAACCGACAGUUGCGGGACCCUCAUCACUACGUCCAGCAGCCCGCUCAACCACAUCACCACCACCACCACCACCACCAUCCGACGACUCACCGCAGCGCCAGUCCCCAGGCGCCGGCCCACCUCCACCAGCACCCGGGGAGCAACAAAGCUGCGGCUCAUCUCGGCCAGCAGGCGCAGCAGCAGCAGCCGCCGCCGCCGCCGCAGCAGCAGCAGCAGCAGCAGCAGCAGCAGCAGCUUCCCGGUCUCUCGGCCCAGCCUCAGCAGCAUCCCACCCCUCCUGCGCCGUCCUCCCACCACCCGCAGCAGCUGCAGCUCGUCCCCACCUCGCCGCAGUCACCCAAAGCGAGCCAAGCCAGCCCAGACUCCGGCGAGGAGGAUAAGAGGAGCCCCUGCUGCAAGUCCCUGGUUCCGCAGACUCCCACCACUCUCUGCCGCUCGGUUGGACUGGCCAGAAAAGCGGACAACCAAACGGUGCUUCACCAGUUCUGCUGCCCUGCCCCUGAGGCCCCUGAGGGGGAGACCUCCACUGCCUGUGUCCCCAGCGAUGACCUUUCUCCAGAAUCGUCUAUUGGGGAGGAAGGGAAGGGAGGAGAGGGGGAGCAGCAGAGUGAGGUCGAGUCACAACCACAGCCCGAGCAACAGCAGCAAGAGACACAGCCACAGACUCAACCGCCACAGCCCCAAUCUGAGCCCCAACCACAGCCCGAAACCAAACCUGAGCCAGAACCCGAACCCGAACCCGAACCCACUCCGGAACCCGAGCCACAAGUGGAGCCUCCGAGCGAGGAAGCGCCACAGGACGCCCCUAAACCACCUUCGCCUUGCGGAGAGGAGCAGACAGUGGUGGAGCAAGAGAAGGAAACGCUGGAAGAAGUUGUGGAGGCGAAGACAAAGCAAGAGGGAGAUGAGGCACAGGCCGAGCAGGGCGAGGCAGCACAGGAGGAAGAGGAGGAGGAAGGGGGAGGAGCUAAAGGAGGUGGGGCAGGGAGAAGAGCCAGCCUGCAUCACACAGCCUCGCCCUUGAGGGUGCAGCGCAACGGGGCCGGCUCGCACUCCGCCACCUCCGACUAUGAGCUCUCGCUUGACCUCAAAAAUAAGCAGAUCGAAAUGUUAGAGCACAAAUACGGUGGCCACCUCAUCUCCCGCCGUGCUGCCUGCAAGAUCCAGACCGCCUUCCGCCAGUACCAGCUCAGCAAGAACUUUGAGAAGAUCCGCAAUUCGCUGCUGGAGAGUCGUCUGCCUCGACGCAUCUCCCUGCGCAAGGUCCCGCGUGCAAAACACGAAGGUUUCUCUGCUGAACGGGCCCUGGCAGAAGGCUGCAACUUGACAGGCAUCCCUUUGGUGCGCUCGCCGUCCCUGCCCGCCACAGUCGGCGGCACCCUGACCGACCUGGAAGACUCAUUCACUGAACAGGUCCAGUCACUGGCAAAGUCUAUCGACGAUGCACUCAGCAACUGGAGCCUGAAGACAAUGUGCUCACUGCAAGAAGGCGGCACUUAUCAGUUCAGCGCCGACUCCUUCAGUGCAGCAGCAGCAGCAGCAGCAGCAGCAGCAGGAGUAGCAGGUGGAGGAGAAGGAGGUGGUGUGGGAGAGUCAACGAUACAUCAAGUCCCGGUGGACCCAAGUGACCUGUCGAGAAGCGCGAGCAAGCUGAUGAUGGCGUUCCGAGAUGUGACGGUGCAGUUUGACAGCCAGAACUUCCGUGUUUCAUCGUCUGUCAUGGAAUCGUCCACCGUCACCCUCGGCAGCUGCGAAGGAGCCCCCGCCUCUGUCACGACUACUUCCACAACAACAAACUCCACUCCAGCCUCCAUCCCUCCUGGCCACUCACAAGAACCCCCUCCUCCCCCUGCAGAGCUCCCAGCUGAACCUAUAGAUCCGCCGCCGCCCCCACAAGAGCCCCCACCACCCCCCGAAUCGCAGGAAGAAGACGAGCUAGAUGUUGAAUUCCCUGCUCCUCCUCCAAGCGAAGAAGAGCUUGGGGAAGAGGAGCAGCCUCCCCUAACCCCUCUGGAUAAGAUGGCAGCUCCUCAAAACCCAGAGGAGGUUGUCAUGGGUCCACCACCCACAGAGCCCCCUCACGCCCCCCCACCCCUGCAGCGGAGCUCGCCCUUGGUAGAGCCGCUGGAAGUCAAGAGGUGUGGCUCGGAGACGGCAGAUAACAGCUCAGAGCAGAUGAGCAGCAGCAGCACGUCCACAGAGGCACGCUCUACGUCUGAAGCGUCAUCCAAGGAGGCGCUACAGGCCAUGAUCCUCAGCCUGCCACGCUACCACUGUGAGAACCCCUCCAGCUGCAAAUCGCCCACGCUGUCCACUGACGUCAUGCGGAAACGCCUCUACCGCAUCGGCCUCAAUCUCUUCAAUGUAAACCCAGACAAGGGCCUUCAGUUCUUGAUCUCUCGAGGCUUCAUCCCAGAUACACCAAUCGGCGUUGCCCACUUCCUGCUACAGAGAAAGGGCCUGAGUCGACAGAUGAUUGGAGAAUUCCUUGGAAACAGCAAGAAGCCCUUCAACAGAGAUGUCCUAGACUGUGUGGUGGAUGAAAUGGACUUCUCAGGCAUGGAGCUGGACGAAGCACUGAGGAAGUUUCAGGCCCACAUUCGUGUCCAGGGAGAAGCCCAGAAAGUGGAACGUCUUAUCGAGGCCUUCAGUCAGCGCUACUGCAUGUGUAACCCUGAUGUGGUUCAGCAGUUUCACAACCCGGACACCAUCUUCAUCCUGGCCUUCGCCAUCAUUCUGCUCAACACCGACAUGUACAGCCCAAACAUCAAGCCUGACCGCAAAAUGAUGUUGGAGGACUUCAUACGCAACCUACGAGGUGUGGAUGACGGAGCAGACAUCCCCAGAGACAUGGUGGUAGGAAUCUAUGAGAGAAUACAACAGAGGGAGUUACGCUCCAACGAAGACCACGUCACCUACGUCUCCAAAGUUGAGCAGUCCAUCGUAGGCAUGAAAACGGUUCUUUCUGUCCCUCAUCGAAGACUGGUGUGCUGCAGUCGACUCUUUGAGGUGACGGAUGUCAACAAGGCCCAGAAACAGGCAGCACACCAGAGAGAAGUCUUCCUCUUCAAUGAUCUCAUUGUGAUCUUGAAGCUUUGUCCAAAGAAGAAGAGUUCUGCAGCCUACACUUUCUGCAAAGCAAUGGGCCUACUCGGCAUGCAGUUUCACCUGUUUGAAAAUGAAUACUACCCUCAUGGCAUCACCAUCCUGUCACCUUUUGGCUCAGAUAAGAAGCAGGUACUUAACUUCUGUGCCCCGAGUGCUGAAGAGCUCCUUAAGUUUGUAGAAGACUUGAAGGAAUCAAUUGCGGAGGUGUCGGAGAUGGAGCAGAUACGCAUUGAGUGGGAGCUGGAGAAACAGCAGGGAGCCAAGACACAUGCAGUAAAGAACAACGGCACACAGCUAGAGCUGCGCGGCAAACAGGGCUCCCCAUCAGGAAACCAGGAGAUAGAUGAAAGAAGCGGACACAAUGCAGUAGAGGCUUCAGACGUACCAGCUCAGCAGCACGGCUCGGAGUCCCGAGAACGUGGCCCUUCUUAACCACCGGGGGGAGCUGCUUUUCCAGCAGGGUCCCCAGGGGCUAACCCACGGGCCGGCGCCUCCUCCUCAGCACCCACAGCUGCAG
This is a messenger RNA of Plectropomus leopardus (leopard coralgrouper), 3870 nucleotides long. The record is from RefSeq and is a predicted model, not a curated record. NCBI's taxonomy places the organism in Eukaryota, Metazoa, Chordata, Actinopteri, Perciformes, Serranidae.